This is a messenger RNA of Somion occarium, 2280 nucleotides long. The record is from the annotation of a GenBank genome assembly. NCBI's taxonomy places the organism in Eukaryota, Fungi, Basidiomycota, Agaricomycetes, Polyporales, Cerrenaceae.
GUUCACGUCUAUGACUCGUAGUACUUAGUACUUAGUUUUGCUAGGGUCCCUACCAGCCUCUAGUAUACUCUCGAAGAAUGAAAAUAACGAUCUCUUGCGCAUACAAGAAAAUGAAGGUAAACCGUUAAGGGAACUGACUAUGUUUCCAGAGGAAGAAAACCCUCGCGAGGAUCUUUGCCGGUUUUCGUCACAUUCAAUUCCUGAGCCUCGCUAACGACAAUAUCAUUUAGCAUAUCUGUUGGGUGUAUCAUGUCGGCAAAGGAGUUCAGAUCUGUGGUGAGACUCAUCCUAUUUAGGUCGGAUACAAUUACGCUGGCUUAGAUACCCAUACUGUAGUUGGCAGAUCACGAAUGUGAUAAGUUCAAGGUUACCCAUCGCCCGUUCACGACAAUGCCCGAGCCAUCACGCCAUUAUCUUCCGAGAGGAGACGGAACAGUCCCUCACUUGCAGAAUACUUACCCUCAACUCAGCUUUUUACAGCUAGAGAUCUGGUGUGCCAACAUCCCCUUCUUUUAUCUUUCGGCACUUCGGGGAAAUCUGUAUUCGGCCCGUGUUCGAAUGGCUCAUGCGAAUGGGUGAUAUCCUGCUAGUUAGACGAGAUUGAAAGAACGACCUGUGGACUCCGAAGGGGAAAUUCCCCACUACAGACAAAGUUGAAUUUUGGCCAUGUCAACCGACCUUGCUGCAAGCGGAGUUCAAAUCCCGUCUCUCCUCCGCCUUGUAUCACCUCAUCUAGCCGUCGCAACGUUGAACUCUUAACCUCGCAAAAAUUCUUACACCCCAAGUCUCUCCUCCUUCUCCCUCCUCUUUCUCCCUCGCUGUCACAUUCUGUCGCGUCCGAAUGCAGUCCUUCGUUUCCCGCCUGCCGCAGGAAUUAAUAGACAUGAUCAUCGACGAGUUAGAUUACGACCGCGACGCUCUGAGGGCCAUGGCGCUUACCUCGUCCAAACUCGUCGAUCGCUCGAGGACACACCUUCACCACCACAUCCGUGUUCCAUUCAAAAGUCCCCGGGCAGUAACACGGCUCGAAGCUGCCUUUAUGGGCUUUAUGCCCUACAUCAGGAUUUUUAACCUCGAGUACCAUCAAAAAAAUGCCCACUGCAUUCGUUCAGCGCGGCGGAUCAUGCACAACCUUCGCCACCUUGAAGUCGUCGUUCUCAACCUCAAUAUGUACGAAUAUGACCCAGAGCUCUUUCGAGAUUUCUUCCCCAGGGACGGGAAUAUUCGUACGCUCCACCUGUUUGACAUUACAUUCAAGACUUUCCACGAUUUCGCCCACCUUCUCGCGCACUUCCCCCAGUUGCGCGAAUUGCAUAUGUACAAUGUCACCGGCACAUUUUCAUCUGACGAGAGCGUGGCUUGCGUCACAGAGGAUCCACCAUCGUUGCUGGAGGCGAUCUACGCUGAUGAACAUUACUUUGCAGAUAUCAUGUCCGACUGGUUUGCAUUCUGUUCGACGGAGGUUCGUAUUACACGGCUCAAAAUCUUCUAUCCUGUUACUCUGGAUGGGGCCCCACUCUUCAGGCUGAUGCGAAAACUAAGCCCAACUCUUACUCACCUGGACCUAAACCUAUUCCCUUCUGGGUCGCGUCUAACAUCCUCGAGUGAUGAUAUAGCCGUAAUGCACGCCUCGUUCAAUGGUCCAUUACUCGCUCAUAUGUCAAACUUGCAAAGCCUUACUUUCGGGAGAAUACCGUUAUGUUAUCCCGCUUCGGAGACACCUUCGGAAUUCUCUCCGCCCGAAUGGAUCCUCAACAUCCUGAAAUAUGUCGACACGUCGAGCUUGCGUCAAAUAAACUUCAACUGCAGCAUAUCGAGACUGGAAGACAUAAAGUCAUUCCCGUUCAACGAGGUCCUCUCGAUCUUAUCCGCGCGUUCUUUCCCUCUUUUGAACGCCAUAUCAUUCUCUAUCAAUGAUCGCCGCAUGUUUUAUACAGACCUCGUCGCCGACGUCACUCGCAUCAUCUACAAGCGACUUCCAGAACUUGCAAGUCGAAAUCUUCUGCAGGUUGACAUAUCUGCAGAAUUUACAUGGGCAGAAGCGAGCCUACAUAGUUUGAUGCUCCGUAGGGUGAUGGCGCGCCUUGAUCGCUCUCCUUAAUGUAUUUAUUCUCGACAUUCUUUCGCGACAGGCAAGGAACAAAAGAUGUUGUGUUAUCUCCCGCACAUUGACAAGCAUAUUUGUGCCUCUCUUUAUUUACGCGAGCAGAUAAAGGACAUUAAGCAAUUGAAGUUUAUACUUCAAUUAUAGCAGUAUCAACAUAAUAUAUUGACUGUUUG